AUGAUUAACAUUCUUCUAUUCUUUGCAUGUUUUAUCAUAUACGGACAAACGCUUUCAAUCAAACAGUUAAAAUAUUGUGAAAUAUGCAUCAUCAAUUCGGAAUGCGGAGAUGAUACCAUUCGUUUCAAUAUUUCCAUAUCCAAGCAAUGUCUCAAUCCGCUAAACGUCUAUUUUACAUAUAUCACUGAUGUUAACAGGAAACCACGUUAUUUUAAUACGACUACAACAUGCACACAUUGCUAUACUACAGUUGAAAUUGAUACUGUUCGCAGUGCCUGGGACUAUGUCUUAACACUUGAAUCGCCUCGACCGUUAAUGACUUGUCCAACGAAACAUGUUGCUCAUUGUGGAGGGAAAAUGUCCCGUUUAAUUUGGUAUAUCACCGGCGGUCUUUCUGGUCUUACUCUUGUUAUCGGCUUUAUUGUGUGUGGUUUGAAACACUGUCGAACUGCAACAAAGCCCGUGAAACCACUGAAAUCGUCAAAAAAGAAAAAAGCAGACGUAUCAGCAAUUAACACCUAA
Molecule: messenger RNA, 522 nt
Organism: Adineta ricciae
Lineage: Eukaryota; Metazoa; Rotifera; Eurotatoria; Adinetida; Adinetidae
Source: the annotation of a GenBank genome assembly